Messenger RNA from Caenorhabditis angaria, 1105 nucleotides. Lineage: Eukaryota; Metazoa; Nematoda; Chromadorea; Rhabditida; Rhabditidae. The record is from the annotation of a GenBank genome assembly.
AUGUCGGAUGCUGGAAAUUGGUGUCUGAUUGAAAGCGACCCCGGUGUUUUCACCGAGAUGUUGCAAGGUUUUGGUGUGAAAGGAUUGCAAGUUGAUGAACUCUAUUCAUUAGAACAUCAUGAAACUACUUUGGCAAAGUAAGUUUUACUCAUAUUGAAUCUAUAAUGCAAAAUUGUUUAGACCUGUUUAUGGUUUGGUCUUUUUGUUCAAAUGGCGUCCUGGAGAUGAACCAUGUGGUGUUCCAUCGAAUAAUGGGAAUAUAUUUUUUGCACAACAAGUUAUUCAAAACGCAUGCGCAACUCAAGCUAUCAUCAACAUGCUAAUGAACAUUGAUGACCCAGAAGUUGAACUUGGAUCAAUUUUGAAAGAAUAUAAAGAAUUUGCUCUUGAUUUCGAUCCAGCAGUAAGUUUGAACUGUUUCAUUACAAUAAUAAAAAGUGUGUUAAAAAAUGAAAAACAUUAAUUUCAGACUCGUGGUGAAUGUCUCUCGAAUAGUGACAAAAUCAGAACUGUUCAUAACAGUUUUGCUCGUCCAACAUUAUAUGAAUUGGAUAUAAAAGGAGGAAAAAGUGAAGACAAUUAUCAUUUCGUCACUUACAUUCCAAUUGGAAACAAAGUCUACGAACUUGAUGGUUUACGAGAAGCUCCGAUUGAAGUAGCCGAAAUUGAAGAAGAUUGGAUGGAUGCAGUUACACCAGCAAUCCAAAAACGUAUUCAAAAGUAUAGCGAAGGGGAAAUUCAUUUCAAUUUGCUGGCUGUUGUUCCAAAUAGAAAACAAAAAUUAGAAGAAAUGUUGAAAUCAUGUCAAGAAGCUAAUGUAAAUCACGAUUUGGAUGAUCAAGUUCAUGAAUUGAAUAUUGAAAUUGCCAGAGAGGAUAGAAGAAUUCAACAAUAUCAGAAAGAAAAUGCUCGUCGUCGUCACAAUUAUCUUCCAUUUGUGGUUGAACUUUUGAAAGUUCUUGCAAAAGAAGGAAAAUUGAUUCCACUUUUUGAUAAGGUAAAUUAUUCAUUAUUUUUGAAAUGUUAAAAUUUUCUUCAGGCAAUCAAUCAAGCAAAAGAGCGAGCCGGACAAAAAGCUCUUCUCGAUUUGAAACGGAAACAAUAA